UCAUGGAGUCCACGUGGUGCAUUUACGCAACAGACCUCGACUUCUCCACGUGGUCGAGGUAUGACAGGGCGUGGUGGCUUGAUCUCACCACGUAUGAACAUAUCUCCAGGUACGGGGCUACUGCAACGACGUCCAUCGGUACCCGGAAGCAGUCCGCACAUGUCCAGCCCAUCGUCAUCAUCGUAUUUAGCAGCCAGUAAAGGACUUCCACCACCGGUGAAGAAUGUGGAACAGAUGAGCUCCGAUUCGAGCAGUAGCUCAAGCAGCGAUGAGGGUAGCCCUUCCUAA
Gongylonema pulchrum is the source of this 288-nucleotide messenger RNA. Lineage: Eukaryota; Metazoa; Nematoda; Chromadorea; Rhabditida; Gongylonematidae. The record is from the annotation of a GenBank genome assembly.